AUGGCAUCGCGAACAAACGUUAAAAGCACUCAUAAGCCAUUGAUAACAAGAGUUCGGCCGUCACAACCGAAAGCAAACGAAAUAGUAUCAACUAACUCUACAGAGUCAACAACGUCUGAGCCAUUAUCGUCUUUGUCCACGGCAACAUUGAUUACAGAUUUGUCUGAUUCUUUCGCAGUAGCUACAAAAGCCAAGUAUGUCGAUCCAUACAUUCCUCGCUUAUAUUCAUCGAUUCCAGGAAUGUCUCGACCAACAACUGGCAGACAAGCAUCCUCCCCAGUAUUGAAAUUAGAUACUGGCAGACAAGCAUCCUCCCCAGUAUUGAAAUUAGAUACUGGCAGACAAGCAUCCUCCCCAGUAUUGAAAUUAAAUACUGGCAAAGAGACAGCUAAUACAAGUAAAAAAGCAACAUUUUACAGUAAAAUUUCUCUCCCAUAUAAAAUAAUCGGUGUCAUCGCACUACUCUUGAUCUUGUGUGCUGCCGUCAUUCCACCAGUCAUUCUAUUGACACGUAAAAGUUCGUCAACAGCGAAUACUACUAGUGCCUCGGUUUGUAGUGUUACAACUUGUAUCAAGUCAAUAACAUCAUUUCAUGAGAAUUCAAUUGCUUAUUGGCCAUUUGAUAGCACGACGACUGAUCGUAAUUCAUUAUACACUGGCCUGCCAUUCAACUCACCAACCUAUUCAGGCAGUCCAAUAAUUUCUGGUCAAUGCAUCCAGUUUGAUAGUACCGGUACUCAAUAUGUCAGCAUGCCAUUCAUCGAUCUCACUUACAAGAGUUUCACAAUUCAAGCUUGGAUUUAUCCACGAAGUAUCACCGGUGAGCAGGGAAUAUUUGGAGAGUGUGCAUCCACAUUACUAUCUGACCAAUGUCUUUCACUAAACAUAAAAAAUGGACAUUUACAUAUGAGUUUAAAUCUCGAUAAUGAAUUAUUUGGUUCUUCUGUACUAACUACAUCAAACUGGUAUCACGUUACUUUUGUCUACGAUUACUCUCUCCUUCAACAAUUUAUUUAUUAUAAUGGCGUUCUCGACGCAUCAUCAGCUUCACUCGGCGUUUCCGGUCCCUAUGUCGGAAGCACGGGUAGCUUUACGGUGGGUUACACCAACUAUUCAAACAGUUGGUAUUACGGUUUGGUAGACAAUCUGAUUAUUAGUAAUUACGCAAAAUCGAGUUGUCAAAUUUUGAAUGAUGCAACCCUGGCUGGUUACUAUUCAUUCGACUCGACGACUCAGUCUUAUCUUGACUAUGGCAUAAAUUUUAUUAAUGGUUUUACUUCUCCACAAACCACAAGUGUAACCGGUCGACUGAAUCAAGCACUUUUGUUCAAUUCAAGUAGUGCCUAUUUUAUAGCCCAAGUCUUCAGCAUACAUAAUUCAAAUCCACCAUUUACAGUCGCGUUUUGGAUGAGUCUAACGAGUAUCACUAGUGGAACAAUAAUACACGCAUCUCAAUUAUCAACUGGUGCUACUGCAGUUUGUUUUGAUCUGCUCGUUCUAACUUCGAGCGGAACUCUCGCUGCACAAACAUAUUAUACCUACAAUGGAAAUAACAUAACGACAAUUCAGACUUCGGUUUUGAAACUGAAUUCAUGGACACACGUAACAUUAUCCUAUUCUCAGCCAAAUGGUAUGAGAUUGUAUUUGAAUGGAGCAUUAAACGCCUAUACAACUGGUACUCUAUCAAUGAAUUAUUUUAAUACUCCACUUUUCCUAACUCUUGGUAACAGCAUGCCAGGAGGAGGUGUUCCAUCUGGUUGUUAUGUUGGUAGCGUUUCAAUAGCAUCGGGCCAACUUCUGGGUACUAUUGAUGAAUUAUAUGUCUAUUCUCGAGAACUCAACCAGUACGAAAUAUGUACAUUAGCUAAUCCAUGA
Molecule: messenger RNA, 1875 nt
Organism: Didymodactylos carnosus
Lineage: Eukaryota; Metazoa; Rotifera; Eurotatoria; Philodinida; Philodinidae
Source: the annotation of a GenBank genome assembly